Aspergillus tubingensis is the source of this 786-nucleotide messenger RNA. Its product is annotated as amphiphysin-like protein RVS161. Gene Ontology annotation, molecular function: protein binding; lipid binding. The transcript has 6 exons. Bases 1 to 786 code for a protein of 261 amino acids. Gene Ontology annotation, biological process: endocytosis; actin filament organization; actin cortical patch localization. The record is from RefSeq and is a predicted model, not a curated record. Gene Ontology annotation, cellular component: medial cortex; Rvs161p-Rvs167p complex; mating projection tip. Lineage: Eukaryota; Fungi; Ascomycota; Eurotiomycetes; Eurotiales; Aspergillaceae.
AUGUCCUGGGCAGGGUUCAAGAAAAAUGUCAACCGCGCUACCACGCAGGUGAUGAUGAAGACGGGACAUGUGGAGCGCACAAGUGAUCGCGAUUAUGAAAUUGAAGAGCGUCGGUACCGGACGAUGGAAGCCGCCGCAAAUCGGUUACAGAAAGAGGCAAAGGGAUACUUGGAUUCGCUACGAGCUAUGACUGCCUCGCAGAUGCGGAUUGCCGAGACUAUUGAUGCCUUCUAUGGUGAUGCUGGAACCAACGACGGAGUGAGUCGGAGUUAUAAGCAGGCUGUGGAGGAUCUGGAUGCGGAAACGAUCAAGGCGCUGGACGGUCCGUACCGCUCGACUGUGUUGGAACCCAUCUCUCGGUUCUGUGCCUACUUCCCGGAUAUCAACGAGUGCAUCAAGAAGCGCAACCACAAGUUACUCGAUUACGAUUCGAUGCGCGCCAAGGUCAAGAAGCUGGUUGAGAAGCCCGAUAAGGAUGCGACGAAACUGCCCCGGACGGAGCGCGAGACGGAAAUCGCCAAGCAAGCGUAUGAGCAGUUGAACGAACAGCUCUUCACUGAACUGCCCCAGCUCAUCGACCUGCGAGUGCCGUACCUGGAUCCUAGCUUCGAGGCCCUGGUGAAGAUUCAACUGCGGUUCUGCGCGGAGGCAUACUCGCGCAUGGCGCAGGUGCAACAGUACUUGGAUGCGGAGACGAGGGAUCAGUAUGCUCGGGGAGACCUGGACAACCGGGUGGAAGAGGUGUUGCAGGAGAUUCGGGAUUUGAGCAUAGCAGGCACGGUCUGA